AUGGCAUCGUCGUCAAGACCCGCCACUCGAGUGGACAGCAAUAAGUUGGAUGUGGUUCUGCUGUCGCUCGUGGUGGUUUGCUUUGUGUGCUUUUACUCGGGCAGUUUGCACUGGAGCUACACUGUGGUCGAUGUCGUUGCGUCUUCCAGCAGCAAGGCUCCCACUGCUGCCGACAAUCUCUUGGAUAAGCUCGAGCACUUGCUGCUCAGUGGAGGUGUGGCAGGUCCGACCAGGCACCACAAGUCUACGACGACGUCAAUAUUAAGUCAGAUACCCAAACUAGUGCCCAGCGAAUUGCGGCUUCCCACACCAAUCCUAGUCAUGGGACUGGACCAGGUUGGAUCGACCGCUAUUCAGGGCUAUUUUCAAUGCGGUCUCGUUGAUGCUGCCAAUGAGGUGGCUCCUUACAGGAAGGAUGUGUACGAUGGAGUAGCAUGGGACCAUGAUGAUUCACAGCAAGAAGAUGUAAUAGAGACCGUUCUACAAGACAUUCAUAAUCAAUUCCCCAAUGCCACGUGGAUUCUCAAUACCCGCGAUGAACUGUCGUGGCUCCAUUCCGUCAACGACAAUCCACUUCUUCUUAAAAAUGCCAAUAAAAAGGAUGAUGCCGAAAAGAUUGCCUUGUUCCGACGACAAACGCAACGGGUCAAGGAAUUUGUUGGACAACAUCCAUCUCAUCAUUUGGUUCCUGUCCAGACUGAUGGGUUCGAAGCCGGACAAAUCAUGGAAAAUGCCUUUGGAAUUCCCAAGGAAUGCUGGGGGCACGACGACUCUACUUCCAUUUCAUGA
Molecule: messenger RNA, 789 nt
Organism: Seminavis robusta
Lineage: Eukaryota; Bacillariophyta; Bacillariophyceae; Naviculales; Naviculaceae
Source: the annotation of a GenBank genome assembly